AUGAGACAGACUAUCGCCGUAAAAGGCGCGCGAGAAAAUAACCUACAAAACAUUGAAGUUGAGAUCCCACGGGACCAACUUGUCGUCGUCACGGGUAUCAGCGGUUCCGGUAAAUCUUCAUUGGCAUUUGACACGGUCUAUGCCGAAGGGCAACGUCGAUUCUUAGAGUCGAUGUCCACGUACGCCAAACGCUUUAUCACGCAACUCAAAAAACCGGAUGUCGAUUUCAUUGAUGGAUUGUCACCUGUUGUAUCUAUUGAACAGAAAACGAUCACGAUGAAUCCGCGCUCCACUGUCGGCACGAUGACCGAUUUGCAAGACUACCUCCGUAUGCUCUUCGCAACUAUCGGUGUCGCACACUGCCCUUAUUGUGAAGGUGAAAUCCCGAUCCGUUCGCAUCAUCAGAUUUUGGAACGGAUGCUCUCGAUGCCAGAGGGCACCGAAGUUGAGAUUCACGCCCCAGUCUUCAAAAUCUACGGCGAAGAUUAUGACUAUCUCUUCGACGAUGUCCGUACGAAAGGGUGCAGACACGUCAGGAUUGACGGCGUUGAACACGACAUCAGCGAAGAAAUAGAACUUGAUCCCGAUCAAGAAUAUGACAUCCAAGUUAUCGUUGACAAAUUCUAUAUUAAAAAAGAGAUUGACAAGCAGGUGCUCGCCUCCCUUGAACACGCGAUGCUCGUCGGCGAAGGAUUCAUGCGUUUUGAUGUUCAGUUCCCAGACGAUACCGAAGCGAACGCAAUAGAGUUAUUGGAUGGUUUUGGGUGUCCCAAGCACGGCGUGCUCAUGGCUGAACUCGGAGCGCAUCACUUUACCUUUAAUGAGCCGACGGGGGCGUGUGUAACCUGUUCUGGUCUCGGUACCUACUUGCAGGUGCAUCCGAGUCUACUCGUUCCCGAUAAGAGUCGAAGUAUUGCCGACGGUGCAUUCGUCCACCAAGCCUUUAACUACGAUCCCGAUAGGUGGGAUGGUAGAACAAUGUACAGUCUCGCCGGACACUACGGGUUCGACCUGAACGCUCCUUUUGCAGACCUUCCAGAAGCGGUUAUUGAUAUCCUCUAUCACGGCACACACAGCGAAGAAUUUCCGAUCCUGCAACCGGAGGGGGCACGCCCCGUUGAAAAGCGCCAUAUCGGUCGGAAAAUCCGUUUUGAUGGGAUCAUCACUCGGAUUGAUAGGCACUAUCGGCGUUACCGAAAACAGGGCGAGGCGCACUCCGGAAUGGAGGAGUAUCUCCGGAAAGUGAUGGUGGAACGCACCUGCCCUGAUUGCCACGGGACGAAACUAAAGCGACAGCGGCUUCUCGUCACCAUUGACGGUCAAACAAUUCAUGAUGUCGGUGAGUUGCACUUUGAAGAAUUACGGGAUUUCUUGCUGACUAUCACGGAGGUUCCGGAGAAGCAGCGAGAGGCUGGUAGCCGCGUUAUCAAUGAACUCGUCACUCGGAUUAACCUCCUGCUCGGCAUCGGACUCGAUUAUCUGAACCUUAAUCGCCGUUCUGCCACGCUCUCCGGUGGCGAAUCGCAGCGUAUUCGUCUCUCCACACAGAUCGGAUCCGGGUUGAUGGGCAUGCUCUAUGUCCUUGAUGAACCGAGUAUCGGCUUACAUCCAAAAGACAAUGCCAAGAUGAUAGAGACGCUACGAAGGUUACGUGACAUCGGCAACACCGUUAUCGUUGUUGAACACGAUGAAAGCACAAUUCGUGCCGCCGAUCAUAUUAUCGAACUCGGACCGGGACCCGGUAUGCACGGUGGACAGGUCGUCAUUCAAGGUGAACUUGAAACGAUUCUUGAUUGCCCUGAAUCUUUGACGGGUCUUUAUAUGAGCGGGAGGCGAGAGAUUCGACUCCCCAAACAACGUCGGGAAUUGAACGGCAAAUUCCUGAGCAUCACCGGUGCAACGGAGAACAAUCUGCGAAAUAUUGACGUUGAUAUUCCGGUCGGUGUAUUUAUCUGCAUCACCGGUGCCUCUGGUUCUGGUAAGAGUACGCUCGUCAAUGAGAUUCUCUACAAGAAGCUUUAUUCUCUCUACCGUGACAGUCGUACGCUCUAUGGUGCCCACGAUGAAUUAGGGGGACAUGAACACGUCAGCGAUGUUAUCAGCAUUGAUCAGUCCCCUAUCGGGCGUUCACCGCGUUCGAACCCUGCCACCUACAUCGGAUUUUACGAUAAUAUCCGAAAACUUUUCGCGAGUACGCCACUCGCUGUUGAGAGAGGUUAUACCGCCUCCCGAUUUAGUUUCAACGUCAAAGGCGGGCGGUGUGAGGAGUGCCACGGUGAAGGCACUAUUACCACCAAACUCCACUUUAUGCCGGAUGUCGAAGUCGUUUGCCCGACUUGUAAAGGGGCGCGCUAUAAUGAGGACACGCUUGAUGCUACCUACAACGGGAGGAACAUUUCCGAGGUUCUCAAUAUGUCGAUUGAGGAAGGUGUUGAAUUCUUCGCGGAUCAACGGUUGAUUCAUCAUAAAUUGAGUGUCCUUUACCAACUCGGUAUGGGGUAUCUCCAGAUCGGUCACCCUGCUACGAUCCUCUCCGGCGGUGAAGCGCAACGGAUAAAGUUGGCAAGCGAGCUUGGCAAAAUCAAGCGAGGUAAGCAUAAUCUGUAUAUCUUAGAUGAGCCAACCACAGGACUUCACAUCGCAGACAUCCAGAAACUUUUGGACAGUCUCAACCGUCUCGUCGAUAGUGGACAUACCGUCCUUGUAAUUGAGCAUCAUCUCGAUGUUAUCAAAACCGCCGAUUAUGUCAUCGAUCUCGGUCCAGAGGGAGGACAUAAGGGGGGCGAGGUUUUAGCGCAAGGCACUCCCGAAGAGAUUGCGAAAGUCAAAGCCUCCUACACUGGGCAGUUCUUGAAGAAAUAUCUUAUCUGA
Molecule: messenger RNA, 2871 nt
Organism: Geodia barretti
Lineage: Eukaryota; Metazoa; Porifera; Demospongiae; Tetractinellida; Geodiidae
Source: the annotation of a GenBank genome assembly